UUAACAACUCAUUGGAGAUCGUCCUAAAAUGGCCAUUGCUGUUGAAAAAUAGUGAAAUUUCUCCUAUCUAUUGCGAUGUGGUAACAGUCGGAACAAACAGUACUUUCCUUUAAUGUCCAGAGAUGAUUGUGCCACUGACAUAAUACCAAUAUAAUGCCUUACUCUGUUUUCACAGUUCCUGCAGCAAUACGUCGAUAUAAAUGAUGCGCUGUCUAUAAUUGGAAUUUCUGGGUUACUAUUUCCCAUCUUUAUGACACGAAGAAUGAAGCUGCUGUCAUAUUUAGCAACAAUUGGGAACAUCACUCUCUUUGUGAUAAUUAUAAUAUCCUUCCAGUACAUCUGCCAAGAUCUCCCAGAUACCAAAACACGACCAGCGGCCAAACUCGUCAAUUUCUUAACAGUUACAUCUUUCGCCAAUGAUGUAAUGUUUUCCUAUGGUGGAAUAGCUUUGGUGUUACCAAUACGGGAAAGAAUGAAGAGUACGAAGCAUUUUGACGGCUGGAAUGGUGUGCUUGGACUUGCUCUAAUGUUUGUUACAAGUUUUCAUGUUGGCUGUGGAUUUUUUGGGUACCUAAAAUUUGGAGAAAUGACCCAAGUCAAUUAUAUAUUAAAUCUGCCACAUGAUCAAUGGAUAUACAAAUCUUUGAAGAUGCUUUCCUUUCUCACCUUGUACUUUACGAUCGGGACGACGGUUUUCAUCGUAACAGAACUCUUGUGGGGAUAUCUAAAGGACAAAUUUAGUAUGGAACUUAUUCAGAAUUACGGAGAAUACUUCUGUCGAUUCAUUCUGCUUAUUCUUACUUGUAUGGAAUUUUGUGCCAGUUCAUAA
Pecten maximus is the source of this 829-nucleotide messenger RNA. Its product is annotated as proton-coupled amino acid transporter-like protein pathetic. The record is from RefSeq and is a predicted model, not a curated record. The transcript is spliced from 4 exons. Lineage: Eukaryota; Metazoa; Mollusca; Bivalvia; Pectinida; Pectinidae. Gene Ontology annotation, biological process: amino acid transmembrane transport. Bases 251 to 829 code for a protein of 192 amino acids. Gene Ontology annotation, cellular component: vacuolar membrane. Gene Ontology annotation, molecular function: amino acid transmembrane transporter activity.